GUAAACGAUUUAUACUCGGGGGCUACGCCCCCUCGUACAAAUCGUUUACCCUCGAGUUUCAAUGCUCUUUCUAUUACAUAACGCAUGCGCUCUUUGAAUUAUCGCUGUUGAGUUUGUAGCGUUGAGCCGGAGAAAAUUUUGUGAAUAAAGAAAAAAUUUUGAUUUUGCUUGAGCAGUCAUAUUUUACAAUAGAAGAAAUGGACUCGUUGGUUGUUGUAGCCAUUGAUUUUGGAACAACAUACUCGGGAUGGGCGUUUUCAUUCAGACAUGAAUAUGAGAGGGAUCCUAUCAAAGUGUCUUCGAAGAAUUGGCAAGGAGGAACACUCGUCUCGCAAAAAGGUCCAACAUGCAUUUUGAUCAAACCCGAUGGAAAAACAACAGACUCUUUUGGCUAUGAUGCCGAAAGUAAGUAUGCCGAAAAGGCUGAAGAAAACGAGCAAGAUCAAUGGUUCUUCUACAAAAGAUUUAAAAUGAUGCUUUUUAAAGACAAGGGCAUGGAGAGAAAUGCUACACUUGAAGAUGAAAGUGGCAAAAAGCUUCCAGCAAUGACGGUGUUCUCACUGUGUAUAGAUUAUCUCAAAAAAGAUGUUCUAGACACGUUAGGCAGACAAGUCGACAUAGGAUUGAGUGUAUCCGACAUUCACUGGGUUCUCACUGUCCCAGCUAUAUGGAAUGAUGCGGCUAAGCAGUUCAUGCGAGAAGCAGCUCAGAAAGCUGAAAUACCAGCGAAGAACCUGACCAUAUGCCUUGAACCGGAAGCCGCUUCUAUUUACUGUCGCCAUCUUCCAGUAUCGAAGUCAUCGACUGUAGGAGAAAAAACAUCGCUGGCUCAGUUUUCGUCUGGAACAAAGUACCUAGUACUUGAUGCAGGAGGUGGAACUAUUGACAUCACUGUCCAUGAAGUCACUGAUAGCGGUGAGUUGAAGGAACUUUACAAGGCAAGUGGAGAAGCAUUGUGAGGAAUUAAAGUAGACCAGGCUUAUGAGGCGUUUCUCACAAGCAUUGCUGGUCCAGAAGUCAUCAUGAAAUUCAAGAAUAAGCAUACGGAUGACUACAUUGAAAUCUUCCGCGAUUUCGAAAUAAAGAAACGACAAAUUUCUCCGACCAAACAAGAAAAGGUUACGAUCCGUAUGCCUGC
This is a messenger RNA of Mercenaria mercenaria, 1138 nucleotides long. RefSeq names its product heat shock 70 kDa protein 12A-like. Lineage: Eukaryota; Metazoa; Mollusca; Bivalvia; Venerida; Veneridae. The record is from RefSeq and is a predicted model, not a curated record. Bases 198 to 959 code for a protein of 253 amino acids. The transcript is spliced from 7 exons. Gene Ontology annotation, molecular function: ATP-dependent protein folding chaperone; ATP binding.